AUGACUAUUGCUGCAUAUGCGUAUGAAACAAAUGAAGCAAGAAGAGCACAUGAACUAGUAAACGAAAACUCAACUUUAACAGUGGAAGGCAAUGAUUUAGUCAUUGACGAUGGAAAAACUAAAAAAGUCAUUGAUUUCGAUACUUUUAACACUUAUGACCCAUUCAUUACAACAAGCAAGGUUCCAUCAUAA
Molecule: messenger RNA, 192 nt
Organism: Trichomonas vaginalis G3
Lineage: Eukaryota; Parabasalia; Trichomonadida; Trichomonadidae
Product: organellar and viral DNA polymerase type B
Exons: 1
Coding region: 1-192 (63 amino acids)
Source: RefSeq, a predicted model, not a curated record